AUGCAUUUUUUUACUGUACUCCUUUCUCUAUUUUUCUUCCUCUUCACCACCACUACCAUCACUCACGGCCACAACAUUACUCACAUACUUGCCAGCCACCCAUCUUUCUCCACCUUCAACCACUACCUCACCCUAACGCACCUCGCCGGAGAAAUCAACCGGCGAACCACCAUCACCGUCUGCGCUGUGGACAACGCAGCAAUGUCUGAACUCCUUUCAAAAAAGCCAUCAAUCUCCACCAUCAAAAACAUCCUGUCCCUCCACGUCCUCUUGGAUUACUUUGGUACCAAGAAACUCCACCAGAUAAGAGACGGCUCGGCCUUGGCAGCCACUAUGUUCCAGGCCACCGGGUCAGCUCCUGGGUCUUCCGGGUUCGUUAACAUAACGGACGUUAAAGGAGGGAAAGUGGCUUUUGGACCUGAAGUUAAUGAAGGGAAUCUUGAUGUGUUUUAUGUCAAGUCUUUGGAGGAGUUACCGUACAACAUUUCAGUUAUACAGGUCAGUAAGGUGUUGCCGUCGGAUGUGGCGGCGGCGCCCACACCAGAGCCCAGUGCUAUGAAUAUAACAGAAAUAAUGUCAGCUCAUGGGUGUAAAGUUUUUGCUGAUACUUUGAUUGCAAAUCGUGAAGCUUCAAAGACCUAUCAGGACAAUAUUGAUGGAGGAUUAACAGUGUUUUGCCCUCUUGACGAUCCAUUCAAGGCCUUUUUACCUAAAUUCAAGAAUUUAACAGCUUCUGGCAAAGAGUCAUUCCUUGAAUUCUUCGGUCUCCCUAUUUAUCAGUCUUUAGCUAUGUUAAAAUCCAACAAUGGGAUCAUGAACACUUUAGCUACAGAUGGCCAAAAGAAGUUUGAUUUCACAGUUCAAAAUGAUGGCGAGGAUGUGACACUAAAGACAAGGAGUACCACUGCAAAAAUAGUUGGGACUUUGAUCGAUGAGCAGCCACUGGCUAUAUAUACCAUUGAUAAGGUCUUGUUGCCUAAGGAAUUGUUUAAAGCAGCACCAACACCAGCUCCGGCACCUGCCCCGGAAAAGGAGGUGGCAGAUGCACCAAAAUCUAGCAAACAUAAGAAGCCUACCGCCGAUGAUUCCCCUUCGGACUCGCCAGCUGAUUCACCUGAUGAUGACCCAGCAGACCAAACAGCUGAUGACAAUGCUAGUGUGAGAUUUGGUGGUGGAAGACUUAUUGCCACGGUAUUGAGUUUGUGCUUAGGGCUUUUGCUGCUGUAA
Messenger RNA from Dovyalis caffra, 1227 nucleotides. The record is from the annotation of a GenBank genome assembly. NCBI's taxonomy places the organism in Eukaryota, Viridiplantae, Streptophyta, Magnoliopsida, Malpighiales, Salicaceae.